Molecule: messenger RNA, 37605 nt
Organism: Cinara cedri
Lineage: Eukaryota; Metazoa; Arthropoda; Insecta; Hemiptera; Aphididae
Source: the annotation of a GenBank genome assembly
AUGUUUGUCGAUGCUUUUAAUGAAGUUUCAGCUUUACCAAAGAAACCUGAAGAUAACAGUGAAAGUGGACAAAAUGGCGAGAAAAAAAAAGAAAUUUCAAUAACUGGAGAAGUAAAAUUAUUAUCAAGCAAAUAAAUAUUAUUGUUCUUGAUUUGAAAAAAUGUGUGGGUGUAGGAACUGAUGGAUAUAGCAUUAUGGUGUACGAACUUCGUGAAGCUAUUAGUGAAAUCAUUAAAGUAGCAGCAUCUAAUACCCGAAGGUGCCCUUGUUAUAACCAUUCGCUAAAUAAUUGUAUUUCACAAUCUUCACGCGUUUAAAGUAUCAGAAAUCUUAUUGGAGUAAUUAAAAAAAAAUGUAUCAUUUUUUUUCUGAAUCAGCUAAAAAAACAGUUGUUUUAAGAACAUUACAUGCAGCAUUAUGAAACCAAUAAUAUUAUUAACAACCAAAUAUAUAGUCCAUAUAUAAAAACAUAUCAUAGAUAUGUUGAUGACACUUUUAUUUUAUUUAUAGGUUCAAAUAAACAAGCAGAAAAUGUAAUAAACUACUUAAAAAAAAUAAAUAAAAAUAUUCAAUUUACACUAGAAAUACAAGUAAAUAAUAAUUCAAAUUUCUUAGAUCUUACAGUUUCCAUAAUCAACAAUAAAUUUGAUUUUAGUAUUUACAGGAAACCUAUACAAACUGAUGCUAUAAUACUAUAUGAUUCUAAUCACCCUUAUUCUCAAAUAAUAUAAUUUUUUAAUUAAAUAUUCUAUAGGCUUGAACGUAUUCUAUUAGAUAUAUAUAAUUAUCAACACAAGCUCAAUUUGAUCUAUAACAUAGCCCACAAAAAUAAUUUCAAUUUAAAUACUUUUUAAAAAAAAGCACAUAAACAUAUUAAAGAAAAAACAAUAUACAGCUCACCAAAAGAAUAUUAUUAAUUAUUGUAAUAUAAAAUACCAAAAUAAUAUGUCUUAACGAAUUCGUUCAAAUUCUGAACAAUAUUACAAAUAAGGUAAAAAUCGCUUUUAAGACUAAUAAUAAUUUAAUCAAACAUAUGAACAAUAGAACUAAAAACUCCACAAAAAAUUCCCCAUCUUUUGAAAAUGCGGGUAUAUAUAAACUUAAAUGUAACUGCAAUUAAUUUUAUAUAGGUGAGACAAAUAAAAAUCUUAAACAAAGAUAUAAAGAACACAUUUUGAAAAUAAAAUUAAAAAAGACUGUUCCUAAUUCAAAUUUCGCUGAACAUGUUUUAGAAAAUAACCAUAAUAUAAGUUUUGAUAUUAAUACAGACUUAGAAAUAUUAAAUACUCAAAAUAACAUUUAUAAUUCAGAUUUAGAAGAAUUACAAACACACACAAUGAAAUAAAGAAAAAUAAUUUUAAUAAUAUUUUAACUGUUCAAACCGAUUUUAAAAAUAAUUUAUCAAUACAUUUUAGAUAAUAAAUAAUAACCAAAUAAUUUAUAUUCUUAACAUAUCUAUGUCUAAUAAUAACUAAUUUUAAAUAAUUUCUCCUAUAAAAAUAAAUUAUUUCUAUGUGAAACGACUGAUUUGUAUAAUUUUUUUUCUAUAUAUUCCCUACAUUUAAUUUUUUUAUUCAGUUGCGUUUUAAAUGUUGACUGUAAUAUACCCGAUGAUGCCAUUUUUAAUUCGAAACCAGUCGUAUAAUACACUUAUCAUAAUAAUCCAGGCGAUACAUUAAUUUAUUUAUUCAUUUUAUCUUUAUAUAUACAUUUUUUAUUUAUAUAUCUAUUUACUUUUUAUUUUAUCAUGCUAAUAAUACACUUACUAUCAAUUGAGUUUGUUCUGUUUUGUUUUAUUUUAUACUCGGGAGAUUUUAUUACGUCAAAUAACAGUAUAGGUACAUUAGUUCAAAUGUUUCAGUUUAGAUUUAACACACUGCAUAUAAAAUCAUUGUGGAAAAUCACAUUAACUACGCGAAUUUCAUGGUUUUUAAUUCGGUCUCCCACCUCUCAAAGUAAACACACAACAUUUUUCCGUAAAAAAUCGUAUAGGUACUACAGUUAAACUAGAUUACAUACACCUAAAUAAAUGAUGUCAAAAUACCGAAAAAGUAUUAUGGAUGAAUAAUUUUAGCAUGUACAAUGUACAUAUAUAUUCACUUUGUUAGGUGUUACCCGUGUCACGAAAAGAGAUGAAACACUCUCUUUAAUGUAAGUUGUCCAUGGCAUUAGUAAGUGGAUGAUAAACCUGAGCUAAAACUACUCUAAACAUACUUAGGCAAACCUAUUCAACAAUUUCUUUGGAUUCCAAAUGUGAAUAUCUACUGGUUUUACUAUGAUGUGUGUGUGUGUGUGUGUGUGUGUGUGUGUGUGUGUGUGUGUGUGUGUUAGAGAACAAAUUUUCUACCAAAAUCUUGUUCCAAAGUAUUUCUUCUUUUCUAAAAGGUAAUCUUCUUUCGUUGAAUCUUUUUUUUUUGAUUUUUCAAAGGGGCUUCUAAAUAAUUGGGAAAAACUCGUAAGAAAAUUAUAGGUAAAACGGUAAAUAUUUACGUCACGUCACGGCGUUACUUUUUUCAUUGUUUUUUUCUGUUUACACGAUGUUUUCUACCAGAAAUAUUGCUUCAAUCCAAAUACGAAAAGAGAUCAAUUUUUUUUCCUUUUAAUAUUUCACUGACAGGGUAAGUCGUUUUUGGAUAUCUAUUUAAUUUUCCAAAUGUUUUCCAGUUCUUUAACUUGUAGUUUUUUUAACAACUAACAAAAUCUAAAAACAAUAUAACAACGUGUUUUUUGUUGUAAUUUAGUUAAAGAUAUUCACAAGGACUUGAAAUGUUGACAAAUAAAUUAAAUUUGGGUUUCUAGACGUGGUCAAAUUUUAAAAACAAUUGAGCCAUUUGUGAGAUAAUUUUAGACUUUUUAAUUUUUUGUGUUUUUUUUACGACAUUUUUAUUUAGUAGGUAUUUUGUAGAUUUAAUUGUUAGAUUAAAUAGAAAUGUUUAAAAAUAAUAGGAGGUUCUUUAUAUGUCGCUUAUUUCAUGGUUGAAAAAAAAAUUAGUGCAAUUUAGUAUUUUUAUUUUAAUAAGAGUUUUAAUUUAAAAUUUUGACACAUGUGUAGCCGAACUUUGUUUUUCUUUAGCAAUGGUUCAUUAUUACUAAUAGACAUAAAUUAUAUAACUUUAUGUAGCCUACCUUCCCAACUAUCUACCUACAACAGUAGCUGUACCCGUUCCCAGUAUCAGCUCUUUAAAAAAUAAUACAAUUUAUAAAUAUUAAAUACACAUAUUUUUUAUUUGAAUUAUAUUAUCAUGCGGUUAUUUCAAAGCCAUGAUUUAAAUACAAAAGUAAUAUUUAAAGAGUGUCGAUAUAAUUAUAAUAAUAAUCAUAAGGCUGUAAAAUCAGAGAUACUAUCGUAUACUUUUAUUUUUAUCCAUCAUUAUAUACAAUAUACAUAUACUCAUACUAUAUAGGUUUUCGAAAAGCUACACGUUUUUAAAAAUAUAAAAUGGCAAAUAAAAAAGAGAUAAAAAUUCUGGAAAUGCAUGUAAGGCUUUCUCUGUUUAAGGAUUUUAACACCAUAUGUGACAGUUUUUUUUUUAAACUUGUAUUUCAAUCAGACGAGAAGUUAGAAAUAAAAUCUCGAUGUUGGGGGCAUAUAAGUGACGUACGACGGGCUUGGUCUCUUGUGUAAAAUCGCCGUUUAAUUAAUGCGAUAUAUUUACAUUUUUAAUAUCUUAAAAUGGGAUACAGAUUUUUAAUCCUAUGUAAUUGAAAUAUUUUCUGAACCUGUAAGUAUUUUACCAGACAAAAAUUUAAAAAUCCCCAUUUGAUAUUCAUGAAUGUUUACAUCCCCAUUUUGUAAUUUAAUUCCCAUAACACUAUUUAAGUACAUAGUAUGAGUAUCCACCAAGAUAAGUUAAAUGAUUUAUAUUAAAUUAUUGCGCUUCAUCAAAUACAAACAAUAAUUAUAAACAAUUUCUAUACUGAUGAAUUUAAGAAAUUACCUAGUCUCUUUUUGAUAUCACAACUUUUCUAUCUCGAGUAUUUUUUUUCUUAGCGAGAUUUUCACACGUAGUUGACGAAAAGUUUUUGUUGGAAUAUCACUCAUUUUUUAUUAUAAUUUUGGAUAUAAUUAAUCUGUGUUUUUUUUAACCGAGUGAAAAAUUACAGAGACAAAAUAUCUUUGUUGUUUUAUGGAUUGAAUAAAUGAGUAUAUGGUGUAUUGCUAUGAAUAUAUGCUAUGUAUGUUGCUGAAAAACAAUACUAUAAUAAUAAAGCGAUAAAAUAAAUAAACAAAAUUGUAUUUAUUCUCUGCAAACGACUACCGUCGCCAACACGUGGUAACACGUACACUGGUACAUUAUUGAUUUUUUUUUAAAAAUAGCGUUUUGAGUAAAAACUAUGCUAAUACUUUUGCAUGUUAUUCAAGCUGCAAUCAUCUGAUCAAUUUAAAAUUUAUAUAAGUAUCAUCUGUAUAACAUAUUGAUCAACCCGUGUAAAUUUUAAAACAAUAAGUUUAUUAGUUUAGGCUACAGAAAGGUCGGACCAUAUGCCAUAAAAUUGCACAGUUUAAAAUAUAGGAAUUCGCCGUCACGUGCAAUAUACUGCACAACGCACGAGUUUUUUUUUCUACUUAGCUCUACGCCACGACCACGUCGCUGGAUAUAUAUAAUUAUUAUAUUAUAUUUUUUUUUAGAUGUAUCACAUUUUAAUUUAAUUUAGGUUUUUUUUUUUUUAUUGGGUAAAAUUUUAUGUUGAAUUAGGUAAUUUUGUAGUAGAAAUAUAAACUAUAAAUACAUUUGAACAUUGUAUAAACGAGUCAGUCAGUCGAUCAGUUAUAAUUUGAAGAUAAUAAUUUUCAAAUAAUUGAAAAUAAUUGUACAGAUAGUAGUGUAAGCUCAUUGAUAAAACUCAGUCUUAUACCAGUUAUUCUUUGGACUAGUAAAAUGUUAUUUUAUAAUAUUAUAUUAUGGAAAAAAGAUUAUUUUUAAGAAACUAUUAGAAUAUUAUAUAUGAAGCCCGAGGAAAAGACCAUCAAGUGAAAAAGAACAGAUUCAAAUGAUUAAAGAGAUUGAAACAGCUAAAACUAAAAUAUAAGAUUUAAGUAAAAAAAUAUGUUAAUAAUACAAAAUUACAACUACAUAUUUCAGUAUAGGCCAUCAUCAAAUUAUCAUUUCAUUUUUAUAAUUAUUAUACACAGUAACUUUUUAUUAUUAUUAUAAUUUUAUAAAAAUAUUAUAUGAAUAUUAAAGUUAUAAAUGAAAAUUAUUAUUUUUUAUCUAUAGACAUACGAAAAUUCUUCGAGAGUAUUAUUUACUUACCAUGUAUAUAUAUAUAUAUAUAGUAUUUAAAAUUGCGGAUCAAAAGUUUUUGAUAUACAAUCGGCAAACCCCCAGCAAAUUAUGCUAAUAUAAGGUAAUACAAUAAUAGUAUUUUGAAUUCAGAGCUUAGCGAGGGAUUUAUUGGUUAUAUUAUGAUGUGUUUUUUUUUUUUUUUUUUUUUGAGUCUAUGAACAACUAAUAAUAUAGACUUAUUAUUUUCCUGUAAUAAAUAGAUAAUUCUGAUAAAACCACGACUUCAGUAAUAUUUUUUUGUCUAGUUCACUAUCGAUAGGUUAUGAUGAAAAUACAAUAUAUUAUUAUGAUAAGAUAAGUUAAAUAAAAGAUAUUAUUCUAAACGUUAUUUGCGUUGCUCGCUACACUCAGAAUCUAAUAUUAAACAAUACAAAUGAGUGUAUUUUAAUAUAUUAUUUUUAUAAAUCUACAAAGUAGAAAUUUUGAUUAAAAUCGUAAAAAUUACAGGACUUCAUGUAUUAGCAUACUAAUUUUAGGAUAAUGUGAACUAAAUUAUUUAAAUUCAAUAUUAUAUUAUUUAUAAGUACAUUGUAAGCUAUUAAAACUUAUAUGAUAGAACAAAAUCUUUCAUAUAAAUACUAAGUAUGGUGAAAAUGUCAAAAUUCGUAUGGCAAUAAAAUAAAAAGUACUACAUUCCUAGACCAGUUAUUACAAUUUUUUUAACCGUAUGUCAAACUUGAGGUUGUAAAAAUCGAUGAACCGCAAACUUGUUAUUAAACACAUUACGUCAAAUGAUUUUAACGAAAGAGGACAAGUGGACCUAAUUGAUUUUUAGACUGUCUCGGAUAGAAAAUACAAAUGUCAAAUGGACACUAAACUAUUAUGAUCAUAACACAAAAUGUAUACUCCGUCCCAUGGAAAGUAAAAGGACAGUAAAAGUUGGCUAAAAUACUAUUUUCCUAACAUUUGGAGUACUAAAUAUUUUAAAGAGUGAGUAAACUGUGUAUUAGAUGAAUUAAAACAAAUUUGGUCCGAGUAUGUCAUUACAUAUAUGGACGUCCAAGGCAUCCACCGAGUCAAAGAAUUUUUGAUCGAGCCAAUCAAGACGUUAAAUAUAAUAUGUUAAAAGUAUGCAUGAAAGACAAUCUUGUCCUAGAGAUGGUCAAUCGGUUUUCAGUUUGUUUAGUAGCAAAAAAAAACUGUUCAUUUCAUCAUAUUAUUGGUAGAAGCCCAUAUAUAAUACUUUAUUUUAAACCGACCCAUUAAUUUGGACUAUAACAGUAAAUUCUUGAUAAGACUAAAAUGCUUCCCAACAGGAAGUUUUUAAAAUUAAGUAUCAAUUGAGUAUUAAAUAGGAAAUUUCCAGGACCAUCUAUAUUAAUAUGCUUUUAGUGUAUAAUACUAAUAUAUAGUUAUAUAUUAUUACUUAUAUAUAUAACCUAUACCUUAUAGCUGACUUAAAAUGACUUCCACCAACAAGUCUAUAGCAUAUUUUCAGAAAUAAAAUUUAGUCUAGUUAGUAAAUUGACGAUGUUUAUAGGUUAAGGUAUAUUAUAAUUUGAUGAUGACGAUCGAAAAAUACUAUAAACGACAUCUGAAAUCGGAUCGCGAGAGUGUGUGGUAGUGAAGUAGGUAGAAGCGCGGUUGGAGAGGAAAGACUACAGAGUGCGACCGUAUCGCGUGGUAACAACAACAAUAAUAACGAAACGAUACGAUACGAGCGCGGGACGAACGGGGUUCCCCUACACGACACGCAGUAGGAGUAAAAAAGAAUAAAAAAAAAAAAAAAAAAAAAAAUAAAAUUAGUAAUCAUCAAGUGGUUCGCCGCUGCCACCGUACGGUUAGUAGUGUUUGGACGGUCGGACAUGUACGACGGCGGUAUGACGUGUUUUCACAGAAUCGACGAUCAUCGCGUGUGAUAAUCAAAGGAAAAUCAGUAGCAGCAGCAGCAACAAGUGUCAACGGCUGUAUACAUUUUCGGUUUCCGUAAGAGCAGUCGCACAAUUUGAACGUUAUUAUUAUUAUUAAUUCUUAUCACAUUUCGAAAUAAAAUGUCUGCAACAUGUAGGUACUUAUAACAUCUGUCUUCCAUCGAAAUAAAUACUCGAAUAUUUUUUUUCUCGUUCUCACACUGUAAUCGCUCGAGUAAUCUAAAUUUAUUUUAUAUACGAAUAUUUUUAUUUUUAUUUUACGUGUACGUGUCCACUCAAUUAUAAUCGUGUAUACAUAAUCGUGUAACAUGUAUUGCGUACACGUAUCCGAGACGUUUUAAUCGCGUGCAUACUUUUGAUAAUUAUAGGUAGGUAUCUAUUAUUAAAUGUUCAUCGAUUCUUUGAUUUGUGAAACAUAAAACAGUGGUAUUGAUGAUGUAACAAGUCGUGUAAUCAUAAUAUUAAAUCCAAAUUAACGUAUUUAGGGGAAAAACCUAACCGAAACGGAGGAAUCAAUUCGCAGGUAUAAGGCGACAUAAAGAAAAUUUGCAGGCCCAGAGCAAACUGUCCAGACUACACAAUUCACAAUAAUUUUGUAUUUUUAUCCUGCUAUUAAUUAUCCCAAAUUUUCUAAGUAAUAUUAUGAUGAAAGAUGUAGUAGCAGGUACGAUGUAGUUAAUUAAAAUUAUUUCUACCAGUAAUCUUGAUCUGAUUAUUAAGUGUAGUACUUUUUCUGCAGAAAGAAAAUUGUAUCUGGGUGAUACUUAAAGUAGGUCAUUUUUUUAUUUUUCAAACAGUUUUUAAAAUAUUUGGAAAUAACAUAAGAAAAAUGGUAAAAUUUAAGAAAUUUAAAAUAAUAAAUUUCGAUUUAUGUUGUGAUUCAGUUAAAAUUAUUCGAAAACACUUGAAAUUUAAACAAAUUAUUUAUAUUUAUCUUUUCCAGUAGUGGUGAAAUUUUAAAAAUAUUUUAGCCAUUUUAGAUUUAUUUAUAGACAUUUUAAUUUUGCAAAUUUUUUACGGAAUUUUUAUUUAGUUAUCUACUAUGUGAAUAAAAUUAUUAGAACAAACAUAAAUGCUUGUAAAUGUAAUGGGAAGUUUAUUCUAGGUCGUACUUUGUGGUCAUUUAAAAUUUUUUUUGCAAUAUUUUAGUGUCAAAUUUUGAAGUAAAUCGUAAAUAUUAUAGCCUUUCAAAAUAUGUAUAGGUAACCUAAUUCCGAUUAGAAUCGUUUUUCGUUAGCAUUGUGUCAUAUUAAAUUCUCCUUUAUAUCCUACCUUCCCAACUUCUCACUUACAACAGUGUCCAACCCAUUGUGUGAAGUAUGUACGUCUUUUUUUAAUAUAAGCUUUAAACAAUAAUUAUGUAGUUAAAGUUAUUAUUAUAUUACGCGCAGUUUUUGUGACAUACAAAAAUACUAGUUUUUUACCGUCCCCCCACCGUGCUUUGAUCUCGAUUUAUGCCCGAAAAAACCUACAGUCCUGUAACAGUAUUACAGUAUAAUAGUGCAGCACUCUAAAAUUUAGAGUCUAAAAGGUAGUACGACAUCACGACAUCGUCAGGCUAAAAACUUAUAAAAUAUAAAAAUAAUUACCAUGCAAAAAGCAAUGAGUAUGAUGGCAAUAUUGCACACUACAUGAUAACAAUAAUGACAUUUUGACAUUUUGACAAGAAAAAAAAACUAUAUAGUUUUAUAAUUUAAUUAUAAAUUGUUUUCAAUCAUCCACGUGCAUCAGACGUGCGUGUUAAAUGUUGAUAGAUUAUUUUAAAAGUUUUAUCGUUCAUCAAUAAUAAUAACGAAUUUAUUGUUUUAAAAACUAAUUUUUACAUUCGAUAGUAAUAUGAUUUACGGAGUACGUGAUUAUGUUAUUAUAGAAAUAAUUGAUUUUAUAUUCGUCAAAUUGUAGAAGGUACUUACAUUAUUCUUCAUACUAUUAUCAGUCAUAAACCUAAAGACAAAUGGACUGAUAGCAGAGAGAAAAAGAAAAAGAGAAGGUCGAAAGACAGAAAUUAUCAGAAAAAGGAUGUACCAAACAAUUCUUAAACACAUUUGCUAUACAUCCAUUAAUAAUAAACUGUCCUAGGAUAAUGGGGACAGGUACGGUCACUGUUAUAGGUAAUUUAAUGUAUAUCUGUAAGUAACGAAUAAACAUUACUAAUGAAAAUACGAUUCUGAGCGGUUGAUAGUAUUGCUUUAACAACAAUAUAUAUGACAUAAGCAUUAUAUAUUUUCUUUAAUAAUAUUGUAACUAUUUUCCCUUUUUUGCUCCGUUUUUUCAAUUUAUUGGAAAAACUCCCAAGAAAAUUAAAAAAUUACCCCAGUCCAAUUUCCUUUCAGAAAAAGUGCUAAACUUGUAAAUCAGAGUAGAAAAGUUAUCCAUAGAAAAAUAAAUAAACAUCAUGUAAAACCAAUACUUUCAUUCUUCGCUCUGCUGAGAAUCUAAAAAAAAGGCGAGAGAAAAAAAAACAGAGAUAGAGAAUUUUAACAAGGGGAAGUGGAAAAAUUAUAUAAAUACUAUACAGAAUUUACAAAAAAAAAAUUCAAAUUUGAAGCGCGGUAAGGGAUCUAUUGGUUUUACUAUGAUGUGUGUUUUAGAUUUUGAGUGUAGGAUAGUAGUUGAAUAGUUUUGCAAAGAUAUUAAUUUUUUUUUAUUUCUAUCUGUGUGCAACUUUUCUACUAGAAAACUUACUCAGAUUUUUAUGUGUAGCACCUUUUCUGAAAGGAAAUCGGUGUAGGGAAGUACUUUAAGGAAGCCAUUUUUUGAUUAUCACAGAAAUUUUCUCCUCAAAUAGGAAAAACUGUAAAAAAAAAAAACGGAAAAAUAUAAGAAAUGUAGAUAUUAGUUAAAAUAUAUUAUGCCUUUCUUUCUUUUCUACACAACUUUUCUACCAGAAAAUCUGCUCCAACUUUUAAUGAUAGCAAUUUUCUGAUAGGAAAUUUAACUGGGGAGGUACUUUUGGGAGGUCACUUUUCGACUUUCUUAAAAGUAUUCCCAGAAAAUGAGAAAACCCGGGAUAAAACAUGGGGAAACUGGGAAAAAAUCGGUACACCAUUAAACAAAUAUUAUUAAAGAAAAUAUAUAAAGCCUAUUUAAUUAUUUUAAAUAACAUAUUUAUUUAUAUAAUAUUUAUUCACAAAGUAUUAUUAUUAACUGAACUCUGCUCAGAAGCGUUUUUUUGUAAGCAAUGGUUUAUCAUUGUUUACAUGUAUACAUUGAAUGAUCUAUAAUAAUGGCUGCACCGAUCUCCAUUAACCUAAGACGUCUUUUUUUUGUAUUUUUUUUUCCAUCUGUGAACAACUUAUCUAUCAUAAUUCUUGAUCCAAUGUAUGAAGUGUAGCACCUUGUCUGGUUGGUCAUUUUUUCAUUUUUGAAGAAUACAUUAUUCUCAUACAUGUUUACCCUGUCUAUAACAAGAACUAAUGGACAUUUAUAAAUAUGAGAACAUUAUGAAUCUAAGUGAUAUUUGUAAUUACAAAUUGCAAAAAAGAAUAAUUACAUGUUUAUCGCUCCUGCAGUUAGUUAAAUGUCUGUAAAUUUAAAUUGAAAAAUGGGGGUGGAACUUGACAUUUUUAAAAAGGUUUUAAAGGCAUGAACUUUUAUACAACACUGUGGAACCAAAUAUUUUGUAAAUAUAAGUCAUAUUAUAUGUAUUAAAUGUGUAAAACAAACAAUAAAAGUUAUCUUUAUAACUAUUACAUUUUAUACAAAUAAAAAAAUAAAUGUCUACGAAUAAAUGUUUGACAACUUAAUUAUAAUAAUAGGUUUAGUGCAGGGAAUAAAAUCGUCCACGACUUAAAAACAACUAAAAAAAUAAUUGAACCACAGUAUGAAUUUUGUAUUAAAUUUUUAAGAAUUUUUAUGAAAUCAAUUUAAUCUAUGUAAUACCUACCAAAUAAAAUCUUUAAAAUGUCAAAUGUCUAAAAAUAGCUGACAAAUUUAACGCUUUUAAAAAUUUGACUGCAUCUAAAAAGGCCAAUAUAAGUAUAUGUAAGUAGUCUGUGAACUUUUAAGGUCACGACGAAUUCGUUGAAUUGAAUUCAAAUAAAUAAAAAAAUAAAAAAAUAAAAAUAUAUCUUUUACUGUUGUAAAUUUGUCCGUAUUUCUUUCAAGUUUUUUUUCUCAAUUUUCCCCAAAUGAAAACUGCUUAGAAAAUCAAAAAAUACCCCAACUUCAUCCAAAAUUUAUUAAAAAAAUGUUUCAGUGGAGCAAAUAAUAUAUUGGUUUUUUAAUGGAGUUUAUUUUUUUAUUUUGUGGACAAUUUCUCUACAAGAAAUUUUGUUCCAAUUUUUAAUUAUAGCAGUUUUUCUGGAAGAAAAUUUGACUGGAAUGGUACUUUGAGAAAGUAAUUUUUGAUUUUCCCAGUUAUUUUCAUAUUAAAUUCAAAAAACUGAAGUAUAUUCUGUAGAUACAAUUGUAAGACCAAACAGAAAUGCAUGACAAUCUAACAGGAGUUCAUUAUAACUUGUACUUGUCGUUUUUCGUUAGCAAAGAUUAAUCGUUGCGUCUGAUAUACAUUAAAUUAUCCUCUAUACCUUUCUAACUUCUUACCAAGACAGUGACUUAUCCAUUGUUCGAAGUAUGUCUGUUUGUUUUUACUAUUAUUUCUAUAUUUUUAGUUCGCACGAUAGAACCUUAUUGUUUGUUACACAGUAACUGCGGUAAUGAAUUUUGCUGGCCUCAGAAGGUGAGAUACUUUACGUGGUGUAUCCAGAAAUAUUAGAUGCUUAAAGCAAAUAUUAAUUUGAAGUUUAAAAAUAUAUUAAUUUAUAACAAAAUACUUUCAGUCCACCAAAGGUGGACUUAACAUCUAUUUGUUUUCAUAUAAAACAUUAAAAUACAAUGUACAUGUACGGUCAAUACCAACAAGUAAUAUGUAUAAAACAAUUAAUAAAAAAUUGGCACGGGCAACGACGGGUGUGUCAGCUAUUAAUAAAAAUUUAAUUUUCACUAAAUGGAUAUUGGAUACAUUUCGUAAAGUGAGCAUCCACUUUAUGAAAAUAGUGAUUGCACUUCUUUGAUGCGACCAGAUAUAGCACGAUCAGAAAUAUGACAUUUUAAACUUUAUAGGCUCUAACAGUAUUUGCAGUAAUUAAUAUUUUUUCUAGAACUGCCUUUUUUCAUAUUAUAAUUUUUAUAAUAUUAUUACACGAAUUUAUUUAAAUUCUCUUAAACGAGGAUACUAAUUCCAUGCGCAAGAUUAUAGUUAUCUGUAUAAUAAUUUGACCAUAUUAAUAGUAAAUACAUAUGUUAUGGUCCAAGUGGAAAAAUUGUUCAUUGUAAACACUGAACGGGUAUUGUGUACAUUGAACGGAAUAUUUGGGCAAUGUAGAUUAUAAAUAUUUAUUUCUCUUAUAGACUAAUCAUGGUAUAUAAUGCUAAAACUGGUACGGUUAUUCUGUAAAAUGUUUAAUACUUCAUACUAAACGUUAAAGUUUAUUUCAGUACCUACCCAGUAUCAUUAAUAAAUAUACAACAUAAAUUUGAUGUACUAAGGGAAGUAUAAUUUAAUAAGUCAGUAAUUUGCACGCAUUAUCAAAAUUUUAAACCAGUUAGUUAAUAAAAUAAAAUCAGUAUCAGAAAGAUAAUUUUGUGAAUGAAUAAUUGGACAAUCUGUAAAAAUACCUGAUUUAGUCAGAGUUCGAAGUGACUUACUUACAAUCAAUUUUGAGAGUAAUUAUGUUAAAUAUUAUAAGUAAUCAAAUUUAUAUUACUAACAUAGUAAUUUGUAUACUAAUGUGUAAUUAAAAUUUGUUAACUGUGGAAGAUUAAACAAAAAUUAGACAAAAUUACAAAUUAAACACUACCAAAGGUAAAUUACAGCACUAUUAUAUUAAACAUCUGUUUAUGAUGUGCGAAGAACAGUUUGUUAAUGUUUAGAAUGUGCCAGACAUUCAUAGUUAUUACUUAUUAAAAAAAUAGCUAGGCUGUUUUCCAAUCUAGGAGGCCAAGGUUAUGGCCGCUGCAAUUUAGUCCAAAAAUAUGUAAAUGUAAAACUAUAAUAAGCUAAGCAUAUUAAACAAUUUUUGCAUUUGGUACUGGCAGUAUUGCCAUUAUAUGUAGUAUCUAUAGUAUAUGUGUAUAAUUAUUCUCGUAGUUUGAAAAACUUGGGCGUUUCAUUCAACUCCCGGUCAAUGUUUGCAAUGAUCAUUUUUUCACUUCGAUCGUAUUAUGCACAUGUAUAUAUACGCGUUUUUUUUUUUUAAACGCAUCGUGAUAUACAGAGUGAUUUCAUUUCAUUACAUGUCCGUGUAGAUUUUGAUAAAUGGGUAAAAUAUUUGUUUUAAAUAGAUUAAGCAGAUACUUCUAUUUUUAAACAGCAACCUAAUAUAAUGUUAAUAACCUAAUAAACAGUUCAAUAAAAUAAUACAGAUUCUCUUUUGCGGAUCCUAGUUGAAAAUGUACGGGUUGAAAAUCAAAAUGAGACUAUAUUAUGAAAUAUGUACGGAAUAGGAGUAAAAUGUUGGAAAUGAGCAACACAAAAAUCAAAAUCAAAUUUAGUACUCAAAAUCUUCGUAGAUGGUGUUAUAAUAUAAUAGCAGUUGAUUCGCAAUGAGAAAAAAAAUAAUCACUCUGUAUAUAGACGCAAAUAAUUAUGCUACGCAUUGACGUCGAUCGUGCAUAAAAUAAAAUAUAGGUAGGUACGCGUUCAUGUAUAUUAUAUAAAACGCCGAAACAGCAGUACCUAAUCUUUUUGUGUUCAUUGAAAACUAUGCGAUUCCUUUGUGUUAUUCAAUUUCCAAAAUUUGUAUUGACGAUAAUAAAUUACGAACGAUAACUUUUUUUUUAGGCAGUAAUUAUACAUGAAACAAGCAUAUUAUAAGAGGGUCGGUUGGUAUCUUACCAUUGCACAGUGCAACAGCAAUAUUCCCACAGCAUUUGAAAAUACGCUCUUUUUCGAGUGGCGAGGACGAUAAAAAAAAAUUAAUAAUAGUAUAUUUUGGUACAUAAUAGGUGUAUCCUAACAUAACUCACUAUUAUAUACUCCACCAUAAAAGUAAAAAUAAAUAUAUUCAGAAUACAAAACAGAAUUAUACACCUAUCUGGGUCACACGAUGCAGUCUGUUUAAUAAUGUUUAUUUGUCUUAGGUUUUUUUUAUAAUAGACAAAUUAUUAAAAAAAUUUAUUUUAACCCUGAAACACAUAACAAUGUAUAAUACGAUCAUUAAUUUUACGCGAAACUAUAUUUUUAAUUUUUCCUCCAUCGUUUUAAGUAAAAUGAAAUCGGUAAUUUCUUUAAUUUAUCAACUUAAAUUAAUAUAAUUUGUCUGUACUAGGACUUUGUUACUAUGGAUUUAUUACGGGUAUUUAAAACACGAGUACACGGGUAGACGUGCAUUUAUUAUCACACGUGUAUAUCAUAAUACACGGUAUUUAUUAAUGCACGUGAUUUUGAUGUUGACCAUUGCGUAAUCCCGUCCAGUUAAAAUAUUAAUAUUCUGAUUUGACAUAAUAUAAUUUUAAUCAAAUAAAAUUGUUUGUUCAGCAUAUACAGUAAAAAUUACAUUGAUAAAAGGUCGUUUUACAUAAGAAAAUAAUAAUAUUCUCAAGACUAAAUAUUGGAGUACAAAAAGUGUCCGAAUGUACAUAAACAUGACUAUUAUUAAGUGCACGUACAUUUUUAAAUACACGAAUUCUAUAAUAACACGCGUACUCUGGUAUUUAAGUACACGUAAAAUCGUAAGCUCUAGUCUAUAAGCUUGUAUUCGCAUUCAUUUUUGUUUAAGAUCGACUAUAAUAAUUAUUGUAAUAAUAAGGUAUUCAAAACUUCGAUAUAAAUAAAUAUAUAUAUAUAUAUAUAUAUAUAUACAUAUAUAUACCUAGUGAUUAUAGUAUUAUAAAUUAUAAUAGUUAUUUACUAUUAUCACAAUAAGAUCGUUUUCAUUAUCUAAUACUAUCGUUUUAAUAAAUUCAAACUUGUAAACGAUGAUAUUUAUUUAAAAGUAUUUUUAAACACAAAUACAGAUAAGUUUUAAAAGUAUUUAUAAAAACUUUUUUUUUUUAUUUUUAUCAAAUAUUAUUAUCUCAUAAGUAGUUCUUCAAAUUGGUAAGUUAUAUAUAAUCUAAAAGAUUCCGAGCGUAGCGAGUUUUACUAUGAUGAGUGUUUUUAUUCUGCCCGUGAACAACUUUUGUAUCAAAAGACUUGCUCCUAAACAUAGACUGUAACACUUUUUCUGAAAGGUAAUUUUCUUUCAUUAAUGCACUGGGGAUCACAUUUUUUCCAAGGGGUUUUUGAAAUAAUUGAGAAAAACCUGAAAGAAAAUUUUAAGUAAAAGGGCGAAUACUUAAGGCGCGCCACGGCAUUGCAAUUUUCAUGGUUUUUAUUAUGUCAACACAAUGUUUCCUACCAAAAAUAUUGCUCCAAUCUAAAAAAAUGACAAGUAAUCGAUUUUGUUUCUUUUAAUAUUUGGUUAUGUUAGAGACAGUAGUUUUUUAAUAUCUAAAGUGUUUUUUAUAAUAAUUAGGAAAAACCAAAAAAGACGAACUACACGAUUUCCUCCAAAUUACGGCACAACGAUUCCAGUAUUUUAAAUUUUAGAUUCUGAGUGGGGUGAAGAAGUUUAUGGUUUACAAAGAUAAUUAUUUUUUUUUUUAUCUGUGGACAACUUUUUUAUCAGAAGAGUUGCUCAGAUUUCUAAAUGUAGAUUUUAUGAUAGCACCUUUUCUGAAAGGAAAUCAGUGUGGGGAGGUACUUUAUUUUUCGAUUUUCUCAAGAGUUUUUAUAUCAAAUUUGAAAACCAAAAAAUAACGGGAAAAUAUAAGAAAUGUAGAUAUUAGUUAAAAUAUAUUACGACCCUUUUUUUUAUCUGUGUAUAAUUUUUCAACCAGCAAUUUAAUUCCAACCUAUAAUGAUAGCAAUGAUUCUAAAAGAAAUUUCACUAGAAAGGUACUUUAGAGAGGUAAUUUUUGGAUUUUCUUAACAUUUUUCUCAGUAAGUGUAAAAAACCGGGAUAAAAUAUGUGAAAACCGGGAAAAAAUCGGUAUGACAUUAAACAAAUAUUGUUAAAGAAAAUAUAUAAGCCUAUUUAAUUAUUUUGCUAUAAAAUGUAAUAUAUGGUAUAUCGUUGACAAAGCAUCACUAUCAAUUGAUCUCCCCUAAGAAUCGUUUUUUCAUAAGCAAUGGUUUAUCGUUGCUUACAAAUAUACAUUAAAUUACCUAUAACAGUGGCUGCAUCUAUCUCCAUUAUUUUAGGACGUAUUUUUACAGCCUAUGUAUUUUACCAAAAAGAUUUCUUCAAUAAAAAAUGAUCAAGGUAUCUUUUUCUUUUAAUUUGGAAUCUAAUUGGUGAACAAAAAAUUUGUUUUUUCAAAAAUAUAUGUGUAUAAAUAAAAAUGUUAGUAAAAAGCUAAAAUUUUAAAUUUUUUAGUUCUAUUGUUUAUAUAUUGGAUUAAAUUAUUAUUAGUCUUAAAAGCGAUUUUUUAUUAUUUGUAAAUAAUUUGUUAAUAAUUUGAAAUAAAAAUAAUUUCAAUUUAAAUACUAUUAAAAAAAAUUCAUAAAAUAAACGUAUUAAAGAAAAAAUAAUACACAACUCACCAAAUAACAUCGUUAACUAUUGUAGUAUGAAAAACCAAAAAAAUAUUUGUAUAGUAUUUUUUUAAAUACCAAAGACGAUUUUGCUAAAUUUCUGAACAAUAAUACAAAUAAUGUAAAAAUCACUUUUAAGACUAAUAAUAAUUCAAUCAAACAUAAAAAUAAAAGAACUAAAAACUUCACAAAAAAUCCUUCCCAAAUUUUAUUUGGGUAAGACAAAUAGAAAUUUUAAAAUAAAAUAUAAAGAACACAUUUUGGAAAUAAAAUUUAAAACAAUUGCCUCUAAUCAAAAUUUUGCUAAACAUGUUUUAGAAAAUAACCAUAAUAUAAGUUUUGAUAUUAAUACAGACGUAAAAAUAUUAAAUACCCAAAUUAACAUUUACAUUAAUUCAGUUUUAGAAGAAUUACACAUUCACAAUGAUGUAAUGAAAAAUAAUUUUAAUAAUAUUUUAACUGUUCAAACCGAUUUUAAAAACAAUAUAUCAAUAAAUUUUAGAUAAUAAAUAAUAACCAAAUAAUUUUCGUUUCUUAACAUAUCUAUAUAUGUCUAACAAUAACUAAUUUUAAAUAAUCUCUUAUUGAAAUAAAUUAUUUCCAUGUAAAACGACUAAUUUGUAUAAUUUUAGAUUCUGAAUGUAGCGAAGAAUAAAUUUAUUUUGAAGAUGUUUUAUUUUCUAUUUUUUUUUUUACUGUGUACAAAAAUUCUACCAUAAAUCUUGCUCAGAUAUAUACGCGUGACACCAUUUCUGAAAAGGAAUGUUGUCCAGAUAGUACUUUUGACAGUUCAUUUUUUGAUUUUCUUAGCGGUUUUCAUAAUAUCUGGAAAAAACUAGGAUAAAAAGCUUUUUAAAGUUUUGAUAUUAUGCGAAUAUUAUAUGUUAUGUAAAAUAACUCUAUAUUGUCCGUCUAAAAGUAUUUUUGUCGUGAUCUAAUAUAUGUCUAUGUACUAUGUACGAAAUAUACCUACAUUAGUAAACAAAUAUUAUGGCCUUUUUUUCUUUGUACAAUUUUUCUAUCAGCAAUUUCGCUUCCGAUUUACAAUGAUAAAAAUUUUUCUGAAAAAAAUCUAACUGGGAAGAUAAUUUAAGGAGGUCAGUUUUCGAUUCUUCUAAGAGUUUUCUCGGCAAAUGUGUAAAACCUGGAAAAAACAUGGGAAAAUCGGUACAAUAUUAAACAAAUAUAAUUAAAGAAAAUAAAUAAUUCCUAUUUAAUUAUUUUACUAUAAUAUGACACGAUAUCGUUGACAAAGCAUUAGUAUCAACUGAACUUCGCUCAGAAUCGUUUAGCAAUGGCUUAUUGUUACUUACAGAUAUACAUUAAAUUACCUAUAACAGUGGAUGCACUCAUCUCCAUUAUCCUAGGACGUCUUUCUUUCUAUAUAUUUCUUCAUUUGAUAUUUUAUACACAGUCGAGUUUUACAUUUUGACUGUGAUAUACCUGAUGAUGAAUUAUUAAUUCGAAACUGAUUCAGAAAGGUUUCCUACUUUAACCGAAAUUUUAAUUCAGAUUACUGCACUGUGCGCGUCGAGUAGAUAACUCGGAUAAAACAAAUUUUGUUUCAACAAAUUAAAUUAAAUGUCCUGUAGUAUAUUUUUUUUAGAUUCUAAGCAGAGUGAGAAAUGUAUUCGUUUUAAAAUGAUGUUGAUUAUUUUUAAUUUUUUAUACGAAUAGUUUAAAACUAUGAACUAUAACCAUGAAACUUAUUCCUACUAUCAAAUAAAGCACAUUUUUUGAAAUGAAAUGUUCUCUGGAUGAUACUUUAGAGAGGUCAUAUUCUGAAAUUCCCGUUAUUAUUCGAGAUGAUGAGGAUUACGUGGUUCUUUAAGUUAAAAAAGAUAAAAUGAUUAAAAACAAAGCUGUUAUAGGAAACCAUUUUUAUUUAUUUUUUGGUAUUAUUAAGUUUUUAUUAUUUUAAUCUUUUUUAAACUAUCAUUAUUGUCAUGGAAAUGCAACUUGUAAUCAUUUUACUGUAAUAUGACAUAUUUAUUAUUGACAAAGCAACACUAUCAAUUGAAAUCGGCUCGGAAUAGUUUUUUCGUUAGCAGUGGUUAAUCGUUGCUUACAGAUAUGGUACAUAGAUAUGGAUACAUGGUGAUUUUUUUUUAUCAUAAACCAGCAAUUAUCUCAGAGGAUUUUAAGUGAAUUUGAUUUUUAUUUUUCUGAUCAUUAUGGAAUCGUUUGGGCUUUAUUUUAAACCCAUUUUUAAUUUAUUAUCCCUCCUGCGUAUAAUUUAAAUAAAAGCAUACUUUUGAUUUUCAAAUAGGAACCUUUUGAACACAGAUUUGAACACUAAAUAUUUUUCUAGAAAUUUUGAUAUGCAUAACACUAAUAUCAGAUUUCCCGUUUAUAAGUUAUAACAGUUUAGAAUGUAACCUAGAGGAAUAGAGAAGGGUCAUAGAUAGGUAACUUAUAACCCUAGUAGGGGUAAAAAAAUUAAAAAUGGGUUUAAAAUAAAACUUAAACGAUUCCAUAAUGAUUAGAAAAACCAGACAUAAAAUUUACUUAAAAUGAGAAAGUAUCUGAGAAAAUUGCUGAUUUUUGAUAAAAAAAUCACUCAGUACAUUAAAUAACUUUAUAUAUCCCGACUUUCCCCGCUACCUACCAACGACAAAGACCCGUCCCCAGUAUCAGCUCUAUUUUUUUUUUUAUAUAUAUGUGAACAACUUUUCUACCCUAAAUCUUACUUCGAGUGUAGUACCAUUUUUUAAAAGGAAAUGUUUUUAAUUAAAAAUGUCUUUUUUUUGAUUUUCCAACAAGUUUCCAAAUAAUUGGAAAAAACUUGAAAGAAAAUUUUAGAUGAAACAUCAUACAUUUACGGCACGCCGUGUCGUUUACGAUUUAAUUGUUUUGAAUUUCUGCAACUUAAGUUUUUUGCCAGAAAUUUUGCAUCAAUCUAAAAAUGACAAGAAAGCGACUUUUUUCCUUUAUAUUUUUUCACCGUUUUUUUUUGAUAUAUGUAUAUAAAGUAUUUUUCAUAAAAACUGAGAAAAACCAAAAAAAAUAUGAGAUAUACGAUUAUUUUCAAAUUCUGGCACAAUUUCAUUAUUUUAAAUUUAUACGGCUUAUAUUUUUUACCAUAAAUAUUGCUCCAACGAUUCCAUAAUGACUAGAAAAAACAAAAAUCAAAUUCAGUUAAAAUCCUCUGAGAUAAUUACUGAUUCAUGAUAAAAUAAAUCAACCUAUACAUUAAAUUCCCUUCUGUAUCCUACAUGUCCAACAUCCUACCUAAACAGUGACUGCACCCGUUUUCAUUAUCCGUUUUCAUAGUCCCUUGUUUUACCUCUGUAAAAGAAAAAAGAAAAAGCUGUUCUAGAAUCAUUAUUCUAGAAAUGGGGACGAGUGCAGCCACUGUUGUAGGUAGGAAAUUGGGAAGGUAACGAGAAUUUAAUGUAUUUCUGUUUGUACUCAACGAUUUACCAUUGGUAACGGAAAAACCAUUCUGAGCGGAGUUCUGUUGAUAAUGUUACUUUGUCAACAAUAUAAAUGUCAUAAUAUGAUAAAAUAAUUAAAUAUAACCUAACCGUAAUAAACGUUCUUUUGUAAAUUUACAAAUUUCGACAUUUUUUAUCUCGAUUAACUUUAAAUUAAAAUAGAAAAUAAAUAAAAUGAUUAAACGCAUAAAAAAAAAAAGAAAAAGAAGAUUUGUAUGAAACCACGGUUUAUUUAAAUUGAUAAUUUCGGACAAUUUUAUAUAUCUACCCUUCCCUCGUUCCAGUAUGAUAAAAUAGUAGGUGUGCGAAACAAUAAUUAUUAGAUGAGCUCCGUUCACCUCCCAAAUUCAAGCACUGUGUCCACCGUAUUAAUAUAUUAAGCUUUAACCCAAGUGUUUAUAAUUUUUAUAACCCAUAAUAUAAACAAUUUUUUGUAAAUUAAUGCAACUAACAAUAUUUUUAAUUCUUGGUAAUUUUUCAUUGCUGGCCCAUCUAGAGUAUAUGUGUAUACAUAUUUACACAUUAAGGUAUGCAUUGUAAGGAAUUUCAAAUGCCUUGAGUUCUAUAUAAUAUUAAACAUAUUAUUUGUUUGUACAACUAAUACGCAGCACAUAAAAAGAGGAAGAGAGAGAAAAACUUGUCUACUAAGAAUAAAUGCACAUACAAUACUUACUAAAAAAAAAAUAAGAAAAAAAAAAUAAAAACAAUUAUAUUUGUCAUUUAAUUACCGUAUAUACAUCACGGAUAGUCUGUGAUUUUUUUCCUUCGAAAUAAGUAUACAGGUACUACCUAUAAACUACCUAACCUAUACGUACCUAUGUAUUGUUGUCCGGAAAUGUCGUGAAAACAGGUUUUUCAAAUAUGAUACCAAUUAUAUUGUCUGCGUUGCAUUGCAAAGAGACUUUGCGUAAAUAUAUAUAUAUGUAUGUAUUUAAAACCUUAAAACCUAUAUAAUAUUAUUAUUAUUGAUGCGAGAGAGAAUUUCUCUUUAGAAAAAAAAAAUGCCAUAUACGAGGUGAAUGUGCUACAUUAUAUUAUUAUCUCUGGGCACUGCGGCGGCGUGGGCUAACAAGUGGUCGCGGAACAUUGAUAAUAAUACGCUUAGGUAUAGGUCUUUCUUCUUAUCUGUAUGUUAACUAUACGACGGUUUUGCGGAAGAUUUAAUAGAGCGUGCUAUAUUAAUACGCAUUAAUUAGAAUUACAUGUGUACAUUUUAUAGGUACUUUACGGUGAUGAUAAGACCACUAUGAGUAUUAAAUCAAUUAUUUCAUUAAAAAAAGAAGCAUUACGUGCUCGUCGGGUUUUUUUUUUUUUUUUUUGAAUACAGGUACCUAUACUUGGAGAAAGCAGAUGGCCUUGUUCGCUGGACACUGCGCACAGCAUUAUAUUAUAUUUUACUUUCAAAACAACUAGACCUAAAUCGGGGCGGCUCUUAUAAUAUUUGAGGGAUUUUCUACAUAUUGUUGUUUUAUACGCGUAAUAAUCAUAGCCAAAUGUCCGUGGCCUGACCGGUUUUUCCUAUAUUAUAUGUAUUGACAAAACAAAAAUUAAAAAUUUUACUUUUUUUAAAUUUGUUUACAAGUAUAUUAUACCUAUACGAUGUGUAGAAAGCUGAAUAAUAUAUUCCGUGCUUUAUUUUAAACAAACCUUUUUCUUACUUUUUCACUUUUUCGGUAGACUAUUGUCGCGGGAUGCAAUGAGUGCGGACAAACGGAGCUUAUCCAGUAGCCGGAAGAACAAAUUGAGCAGGUACACAAUCCGAGGAGGAUCCGAUUUUGAUACCAUGGUGAGUAUUUUAUCACGUGUGGGCCAUGAAUAAUAUUAUGACAACGACCACGAAAUAGAUUUAGCUCACGACGUGAGCAGUACUAAUUGUUUUUUUUUUUUUUAAAUUUAAUCUCUGACGAAUUCACCUAUUUUUCCAUGUAUAGGGCCAUACGAGAUAUCACGAACUCCGGAAAUUCGUGAAAAAAGGCAACGACUUUUGUAAAGAGCUUAGUGGAAUUCUGCAAGAGAGGUAAAUACUAAAUAUUUAAUUUAUGAUAGCGCCAGGACAUAUUUUAAUGAGAUUUUCUGUGUUCAAAUGAACACACAAUAAAGUCCAAAAGUCCAUUUGACAUUCGGUAGAGCAAAAUUAUUCCCAUUCAUUUGAAAAUAGAAUAUGGUAAAAAAUUGAAUUUUUAAAUUUUUAUAACGAAAUAUUUUAUUUUAUAUAAGAAAAAUCAUUAGUUCAGGGAGAGGUAGGUAGUUGGGAAAAGUUCAAAUAUUAAGAGGAAAAUGUUGGUCAUUCUGCUCGUGGAGCUUUUUUUAAGAGAGGGGAAAUGAACACCAGAGGUAAUUCACUAAAAAAUGCCCUGGAUAGUCCUGAAAUCGUAUAAUUGUAUGUAUUUUUGUUAUGAAUUAAUUUUGAAAAAAAACCCAUCCCGUUUUAUUAUAAUUCAUAGAAUUGAACUUGAAGUAAACUACGCGAAAACAAUGUCCAAACUUUCAGCGAAACUGACAAAAGUUGCGAAAAAAGGCAUCGGUUCUAUACAGAAUGCGUGGUUGUCGAUCGGCAAAGAGAUGGAAGCCGACAGCCAAGCGCACCGGUGUAUCGCUAAUUCGUUAGAAGAGGACAUAGUAAAACCGCUCAAGAAUUUGCAAGAAGCACAUUGCCGGAUAAAAAAAACGGUCGAAUGCAACGUUAGCAAAACCAGUAAGUAUAGGUACAUAUACUCAUAUAAUAAUUAUUUUUAAAAUCUGGUAUUCAAGAAAACAAUGGUUAAACAGCGGGACUCGUUUAUGUAACUUUAUGUAACGUUUAUAAAUUUCUGCAAACCUAAUCAGAAAUCAGAAAAUACCCUUUAGGAAUAAUUGCAUUUCGUUUCGCUCUAUAAGUUAGGCCAAACGGUAUAUUUUCGGAAAAUUAUGGAAUAAAUCCUGUUUAACUAAAUGUUUACCUUUUAGAUUCUGAACGGAGCGAGGAAUGUAUUGGUUUUAUAAUGGUGUUUAUUUUGGUUUUCUUUGUUUUUUGUCUCUAAACAACUUUUCUACGAAAUAUUUUGCUUCGAUUUUCAAGUAUACCACUUUUCCUAAAGUAAAUUAGACUGAGUAGUGUUUUAAGGAGGUUAUUUUUUAAUUUUCCUAGGAGCUUUUAUAAUAAUUGGGAAAAACCGGGAAAAAAGGUGGGAAAACCAAGAAAAUUUAAAAAAUAGGUUUUAUUUUCUAAUCAUAAAUAUUACAGCCUUUCAAAACAUUUUUAACCGAACACCGCUCCCGAUUGUUUUCAUUGGCAAUCAUUAAUCAUUGUGUACAAAUAUAUAUUAAAUUUCAUGUUAAAUUAGUAUAUCCGCUGUAAAAACCCGAGAUGGGACUGUAUAUCCUUAAAUUAAUAUUGUAUAUUUGGGACGGAACUCAGAUGCAGCCAGCGUGAAAACUGAAGACUUGUACUAAGAAUUCAUUAGUAGCUGCGCAACGGCUGUAAACUACCGAUACUACCUGAUACAAUAUUUUAGAUUUUUCACUUAAAUCGUUAUACAAUUUAAAAAAUGGUACCCGAGGUGGACGUACAGUUUAUAAUAUAUAAGAUAUUGAUGAAAUGUAGUAUUUUACUACAAUUUGGUGAUUUUCGGUGGGAUAAACAAAGUGUGUAGUACUAACGUGGUGCAGUUUUUCGUAGACGUUUUUGUUAGAGUCUUCGUGACUGGAGGAGUGAUGCAUCGCGUUUGUUAUCGUAUCCAAUCCCUGUUUACUGCGUCGUUCCCGGUCCAAGUCCUGUCUGACCUGCUGCAAUAUUUUCGUCAAUGCCUAGAUAACACAAAAAUAUUAUUGUAUCGAGUGUACUACAAUUGAAACAAUUCGUAAAGUUUCAAGGAUAUUAGAAAUAGAACAAUCAUACAAUAUUCAUUUCACUCAGUUCAGAACUAAACAAUGUCCACUAGCAUCAGUUUCAACAAUUAUACCACAAUUUCUAUUUUAACGUCUCGAUGUGUUCUCUCUCGUUUUCCCGNAAAAGUAGGUGUAUGCGAAUAAAAUAAUAAUUCGGCCGUACUGUUAUCCGUCGGUUUUUGUUCAUGGCUAGAUUCGUGUGCUCCGGAUAGAAAUCCGGAAGUACCUGGAGGCUCAGGUCAUCAUCGUAUUUAUUGAUGGUGUCGGCGACGAUCGAAAAAUCUUUCGACACGUCGCACUCGUAUAUCGGCUCACUGAGUCGCGACGUAAUCUAAAACCAUUAAGAAAUAUCGUAUAACGCCACAACAUCACUGUUUUUGUAUAUUAUGCGCACUACGAAAUAUGAUUACAUUAUAAUAAUGCACAAUAUGUAGUAUAAUAGUUGGUCGUUAUUUUUUUUUAUCGCUCAUGACAGUAUUUUAAAAAUAAUAAUCUAUAUAAUUUAUACUGUUGAAAUUUAAUGUUAAUUUAUUGUUAGUUAUAGUUUAUGUUGUUUUAAAAAGUUGCCCGACACGAAAAAGAAAAUGAUAUGAGAUAAUAUAAACGACUAUUUACUAUACAAGAUGCUCAAAUUAAAUGGCUAAACUUGAUAUUUUGAAAAGUAAUGACUUUUAGAUUCUGAGUGGAGCCAAGCAGUGCAUGGUUUUAAAAAGAUGUUUAUUUUUUUUUCUCUGUACAACUUUUCUACCAGAAUAUACCUCUGAUUUACAAUUGAGAUAUAAUAGAGAAUCCAUGGAGAUAAAUUUUUCUUUUAGUAAAUAAAUCACACAUGAUACAUCGGACCAUGAUUUCCGGUAGAAAUGUUUGCAAAACAAAUCAAAAGGUAUUAUCCAAUUAAGAAAGUCUGAACGGGCGAUAGCUGGGUCUCUAGGUACAUUUAAAAUACAUUUCGUUUUUUCGCUGUCUAGGUAAAAGGGAAAAAAAAGUAUAAACAAAUUUUUUCAAAACAUGGGUUUUAAUUCGCUACCCUAAAGAUGACAAUAGACAUGUAUUACCAUUUAGCUUUGGCAAUCAUAUUAAAAGUUGCACAGUAUAGAAUUAUUCAAUAUAACAUAUAUAACAUUCAAUAAAACAUGACAACAGUCCGCCCGUUUCUGACUUCCCUAUCGUUCUUUAAUCGGCAAUAAACAUAAGUUCUAAAAAAAAAAAUUCGAAAAAUUCGAUUUGUUCUACAUAAUUUUUUUCUCGAGUGAUUUUUUUUUUUUUUUUGACUACUAAGUAAGACUCUUAAUGAACCUCCAGUUAAAUUUGCAAACAUUUCUGUUCAAGUGUUACAAUUUUACCACACGGUAUCUACCGAAUAAAAAUAAGGUACAAAACUCGCAAAGUAAAAAGUUCUAUAAAUAGUUUAAGAAUGGCUACAUUUUUUGAAAAUUUUACGACGUCUAGAAAAGGAACGUAUACGUUUUCUAUCCAAAUAUUGAGUCUCUACGAAUAUUUUUAACUGAAUUACAAGUAACAAAAUCGAAAAACAAUAAAAGCAUUAUUUUCGUAAAUUUGUUUGUUCUUCUUACCUUUUAUUUUCGUUUUUUCCAGAUAUUAUAAAAACCACUAGGAGAAUCUAAAAUGACUUACCUAAAGUACCUAUUAUCUGGACAAUAUUCCCGUUUUUAAAUGGUACCGCGUGUAUAUGACUGAGCAAAAUUGCUGAUAGAAAAGUUGUCCACAGAAAAAUAAAAUCAUAGUAGUUUACUAAUAUUUUCCCGUUUUUCUCGUUUUUCUUUUUUAUUGGAAAACCGCCAAGAAAAUCGAAAAAUAAUUUUUGAUCAAAAAAAAUAUCACUUCAAGAAAAUUUCCUUUCAGAAAAAGGUGUAAAUUGUGUACAUUUCAGUAAUCUUUCUGAUAGGAAAAAGGAUUUACAUAAUAAAAAAAAUAUAUCUUUGUAAAACCAAUAUAUUCUUAUCGGUAUACUCAGAAUUUAAAAAUCUGUUAAAUCGAUCAAUAGAAGUUUUUAAUUUUUUAGAGAAUACCCGUCUCAAGCCUAGUAUAUAAAAUAAAUUACUAUUUAAAUUAUUAUGGUAAUAAUAUACAUUUAAUGGAAUAGGUUUAUCUGUGAUAAUUUUCAAUAAAUGUCAAAAUUGUUUUACAAUUUUAUAGAGACGCCUAUUAUACGUAAUACAAAUUAAUUAAUUAGGUAUAGAUAAUUUGCUUAAGAUGAUGUGCAUGCAAAAUGAUUGAAAAUAAUUUGUCGAAUAUUGGGAUUGUUAUAGAAAAAUGCAUGAACAAAUGGAGGUCUGAUGAACGGAGGAGUAAAAAAGAAAGUUUUGCCGUAGCUAGAGAAAACGAAAAAAUCCAAGACAUGACAGCCAUAGACGCUUCGUAUUCGAUGCUGACGAGCACUACGAAUUUGGCCAAAGAUGCGACAAAAGUAAAUAUUUUGGUUUCUCGUUAUUAUUUUAAUACUUAAUACCUCUAAAAUUAUAUAAACAUUUAAUACCUGUAAUAACUAUAAAAUAUAUACUAUUUUACGCCAAAAAAAUAUAUAUUUUAAUCGAAGCGUUUCGAUUCGUUUUAAUACGCAUAUAGUUGGAAAAUAAAAAAAGAAAGCUGGAAGAGUCUGUGAAAAAGAGUUAUACAGAAUAUUACACGUACUGCGUCCGGACCGCCAGAGCCAAGUGAGUGUUAUUGACAUCGUACCUAUAUUUCAUUGUAAUAAAUUGCUUGUUCGAAAUUUGAAUUUCAUUAGACUUGAAUGGGAAAUGUCCGUGAACGAGGGAGAAAAGAACUUUAUGAUGUUGGAGGAAGAACGUCUAUUGCGGUUGAAAGAAUACGCUCAGUAUGUGUUACAGUCUUAUCAGAAACUCGUACCAAAAAUCUCGCAGGUAAUUCAAACUGCAAUAAUUAUUUCAGGAAACCACAGGAAAAUGAAUCCCCUUUAAGGUCUAGAUAUAGCAUCUAUAUAUUAUAUAAAUAACAAUUUUUUCAUUCCUGUAUUUUUAAUAUUUUUAUCAAUAUUACUACAAUAUGCAUUGGUUAUAGCUUUAAACUCGUUGAAUGUCACGUUGAAAUUCAAAUGAAUGACUUUUGGCUAUUUUUAAAAUGACAUUGUUAUAUUUUCCGGAAAUGAUAGAUAUCGGAGACGUCGGGUCCUAUCAUUAACUGAACAAGGUCCGUAUUACUGAAUAAACCUAUGUAAACAAUUAGUAGAAUAUUAUUCGUCUUAUGUUAUCAAAAUAUUAUUAUUUAUACAUUUUAUACAUACAUACAGUACUUUGUAGUUCGUGUUUUGUCUUUAUUCCGUUGUUUACUUUUGUUUGUUUGUACUUCGAAAUCCAUCGGUUUUUUUUUUCAAAUUUGUUAUAUAAUUUGUAAUAUUUUUAUAUCUAUUAUCUCGGAUAUGAUUCGAAUAAAGCCAAAAAAAAUAUUUCGCACGUAGGUGGGCAACUGUUGUAGGUGAGAAGUUGGAAAGAUAGUAAAGGGAAAAUUGAAUGUAUAUCUGUAAGCAACGAUAUACCAUUGCUAACGACUAAACGACUCUGAGCAGAGUUUAGUUGAUAGUGAUGCUUUGUCAACAAUACAUAUGUCAUAUUAUGGUUAAAUGAUAACACAGGCAUUAUAUAUAUUUUUUAAUAUUAAUUCAAUAUUGUACCUAUUUUUCCGUUUUUCCUAUGUGUCUAUGUCUCAACUAGACAACAACAUCAUGGCAGAUAAAAAUAUUUUUGUUUUUGAAUUACCAACUUGUAUUAAAAAUAAAAAAGAACUAACACAAAGAUGUGAAUACAUUCUUUAAAUAGUACACGUCCUUCCAAAGGUGUGUUUAAUUUAAUUUUUAAAAAAAACAAAAGAGAUCCAGUGAAGUUUUUUUAAAUUAUUUCUGGAUGAGCGUAUCGGAAUUUGAAGAGCAACUAACUGUUUAUCUAGAAACACGACUUUUAAAAAUCGACACUAACAUGAGAAAAAGUAAUACUCCAGCUGAAGUGUUGAUUAUUAAAACUUGAAAAUGAAGAAUGAAUUAGUAUUAAUAACAAAAUAAUAAUCAGUCGCACAUUUUGUUACGGCGUGUGUGUUCUCCAGCUAUCAUUAUAAUGCAUAUUUAUAUUCCAAAAAAAUGACAUAUAUUUUGUUGACAAAGCAUCAUUAUCAAUGAGCAUAAUUCUGGGGAAAAUUAAAAAAUGACCGCCUUAAACUACUUAUCGCCCCAGUGUGAUUUUCUUUCAGAAAUAUUGCUAAAAUUGUAAAUCAGAGGUAUAUUCUGGUAGAAAAGUUGUACAGAGAAAAAAAAAUAAACAUCUUUUUAAAACCAUGCACUGCUUGGCUCCACUCAGAAUCUAAAAGUCAUUACUUUUCAAAAUAUCAAGUUUAGCCAUUUAAUUUGAGCAUCUUGUAUAGUAAAUAGUCGUUUAUAUUAUCUCAUAUCAUUUUCUUUUUCGUGUCGGGCAACUUUUUAAAACAACAUAAACUAUAACUAACAAUAAAUUAACAUUAAAUUUCAACAGUAUAAAUUAUAUAGAUUAUUAUUUUUAAAAUACUGUCAUGAGCGAUAAAAAAAAAUAACGACCAACUAUUAUACUACAUAUUGUGCAUUAUUAUAAUGUAAUCAUAUUUCGUAGUGCGCAUAAUAUACAAAAACAGUGAUGUUGUGGCGUUAUACGAUAUUUCUUAAUGGUUUUAGAUUACGUCGCGACUCAGUGAGCCGAUAUACGAGUGCGACGUGUCGAAAGAUUUUUCGAUCGUCGCCGACACCAUCAAUAAAUACGAUGAUGACCUGAGCCUCCAGGUACUUCCGGAUUUCUAUCCGGAGCACACGAAUCUAGCCAUGAACAAAAACCGACGGAUAACAGUACGGCCGAAUUAUUAUUUUAUUCGCAUACACCUACUUUUAAUAAUACUAUUAUUUAAAAAUAAAUAAGAACAAGAGGUAUAGUAUAAAUACGAGUGUUACAGUGAUAGGUGUAACGGGAAAACGAGAGAGAACACAUCGAGACGUUAAAAUAGAAAUUGUGGUAUAAUUGUUGAAACUGAUGCUAGUGGACAUUGUUUAGUUCUGAACUGAGUGAAAUGAAUAUUGUAUGAUUGUUCUAUUUCUAAUAUCCUUGAAACUUUACGAAUUGUUUCAAUUGUAGUACACUCGAUACAAUAAUAUUUUUGUGUUAUCUAGGCAUUGACGAAAAUAUUGCAGCAGGUCAGACAGGACUUGGACCGGGAACGACGCAGUAAACAGGGAUUGGAUACGAUAACAAACGCGAUGCAUCACUCCUCCAGUCACGAAGACUCUAACAAAAACGUCUACGAAAAACUGCACCACGUUAGUACUACACACUUUGUUUAUCCCACCGAAAAUCACCAAAUUGUAGUAAAAUACUACAUUUCAUCAAUAUCUUAUAUAUUAUAAACUGUACGUCCACCUCGGGUACCAUUUUUUAAAUUGUAUAACGAUUUAAGUGAAAAAUCUAAAAUAUUGUAUCAGGUAGUAUCGGUAGUUUACAGCCGUUGCGCAGCUACUAAUGAAUUCUUAGUACAAGUCUUCAGUUUUCACGCUGGCUGCAUCUGAGUUCCGUCCCAAAUAUACAAUAUUAAUUUAAGGAUAUACAGUCCCAUCUCGGGUUUUUACAGCGGAUAUACUAAUUCCGUCUCAUGUUAUUUAAUUAUUUAUACUAGUUCCUUCCCGUUUUGAAUUGUUUAUACAAUAUUAAUGUAGUUUACAAUUUAUGAAUACUACGAUAACAAUUUUUUAUUAUUUAGAAACAAAGAUAAUAUUGUUUUUAAUUAUCGCACUAAAUAAUCGAAUUUCUAUGAUAUAAUACUUUAAUAUUAUUUGAAUUUUUUUUUUUGUAUUUUAAUAUUGAUAAGAAAAAUGUUUACAUAAAUUAUAAUUUUUUUAUAUCAUAUAAAUUUAAUUCGCUUACAUAUUUUCAUUUAUGUAAUUAUAUACCAUGUUUGAAUUUUAGAUUCCUAGUAUGGCGAGGGAACUAUUGGGUUUACAAUGCUGUUUAUUUCUUUUUCAUUUUCUUUAUUCUAUGUUCUAGUCUGUGGAGACGUUUUAUUCUAGCAAACUUAUUCCGAUUUUUACAUGUAGUAACUUUUCUGAAAGCUCAUAUUAUUUUGAUUGUUCUUUAAAAACGUCGUUUUUUGAUUUUCAAAGUCAUUUUUUAAAUAAAAUCACUUAUAUUGAAAAAGACGUAGGAAAACUUAUAAUUUCACGAUUUCAUUAUUUUAUAAAAACAUGGACGACAUUUUCUACCAGAAAAAAUGAUGAAGUCGAAAAUCCACAAGAUACCUUUUUUGUUGUCUUUUUGAUUUACCUUCUUAUGGUAUCAUUGCCAAAACUAUUGAGCUUUUAAGUAAUUUUAAUAUUUAGGAAAUUUUUUGCUGUAAUUCGGUUAUAAAUACGUAGAGACUUGAAACUUGAUAAGAAUACUUAUAUUGUCUUUUAUCAAGUAAUGGUUUAUAUUUUCUUAUAGAUAUAAAUAAAAUAAUCUUAUGUAUCAUACGUUCCUAACUUCUCACCUACAACAGUAGCCGCUCCCAUUCUCAGUAUCAGCUCUGUUUUAUGUUUAACAUUUAUGUAUUUAUGUAGACAAAACAUAUUUAAUGGGGACAGAGUUUGUAUAUACACUUAUUUUAAUCAGGACGGAAUUGAUAUAUUAUACCUUUUUUUCACUCCGGACGGAUUUGCUAUAUACUUUAUUUUCACCUGGAACGGAAUUGGUAUAAAAAUAGGUUAUUGGGACGGAACUCGAAUGCAAUCUUCACGACUAUCGAUAAUUAUCGUAGCUACUGAAAACCCGAUCUAUAUCGGAUUUUCCAUUUGUACUCUUUAUUUUGUCAAGACUUGCUUUAGUCGAUUUGAAUAGGUACAAAAUGUAUAAUACAACUCGUAAUGAUUUUACCUAUCUAUGAUUUAUAUUUUUAUUUUACUAUAACGUAUUAGGUACUUAUAUAAACUUAUUUUUCUCUCUUGUAUCGUUAACAUUCGUCAUAUUUUUCAGACGAAUUUAAUGAUUUUAUAUUUGGAAGCAGUCAAAUACAAAGUGGUCACGGCCCUAGACGUUUUGGAAGGUCAACCUCCGACCAUGUCCAAUACGCUGGCACAACACAUUGAAACUACUAGAGAUAAAAACGGACAUCAAAUGUCCGUUCUCAAGGUAUUCAAGGCUGCGGCGUUAUUAUUGUCGUUAAUGGUUUUAUUAUUGUUAUUUAAACGUGAAUUUCGUGUUCAUAUAUUAUAUAGAUGCCCGCAUCGGUGUAUCGGAAACUUACAUCGUCAACAAAUCCGUCUCUCAACGAAUCCAUGUGGUCGGAUCGUGGUUCCGCAGAUGGAACAGAUAUCGGUGGGGAAAUUUCUUAUAUUUACGUUGAAACGUCGUCGUCGAAAUGAUCCGGCUAAAUAAUUUCAUCCUAUAUGAACAAUUAAAAGUUAACCUGCGUUACUACCUUUGUAAAGAAUCAAAAUAAUAACAAAUUAAAUCGCAACCUAAACUUUACUAAUAAUAUUAAUACUUGCCUAUAAUGUCUUAGAAAAUAUAGAAAGAAGAGCUGCAAAAGAAAAAAUAAUGAAACAGUAAUUUUUCAUACAAAUCAAAACAUUAUAUACAAUAUUUACCUAUUACAUGCCAUCACCUUUGGGAAUUUAGCUCUCAAAUACAGUAAAGUCCCCCGUCCUCAAAUCAAGUCCUAAUCUAAUAAAUGUUACACAUUAUCAAUAUUAUAGGGUCUAUAUAAGCAUAACCCCCUCAAAAUGUUUGGACUAUUACAUCUAUGCAUCUAAGAAGUAGGUAAUAUAUAUAUAUAUAUAUAUAUAUAUAUUUGUCUUCUUGUUUGCUAUUUUAACUCAGAAUCUAAUCAAUGAACAAUAAAAUUGUAAUGUACACAAUUCAGUCCAAUUGUUAUACUUAUUUUACACCCCCUACUCAUCCGAAUCUUUUAUUGAAUUUUAAAAUUGUAUAUAAUUUUAAUACUUUACAUUCAGCUGUUUUAUCUUUUUCUUUUUUUAUCUCGUACAGCCCUUCAAAUACCUAUAUCUUGUCAUAAACCUAUAAAUAUUAUUGUAUUUCUUUUCAGUUACUAUCACUAAAUAUUUAUUGCUCUAUAUUAUAUCGAUAUUUGUGUAUUUUAUUUUCUUAUUCUUUUAUCAUCAUCAUAUUGAUUCAUCUUCGAAAAUUCAACAUUUUGGAGGUUCCUACAUUAUAUUAUACUACCUUAAACAUUACAAAUUUCGUUAAUCAAAAUAUAUUUAUUUUUUUUGUACCAUUUUAGAUUCUGAGUGAAACAGAGAAUUUUAUAGUUUUACAAAGAUGUUUACUUAUUUAUUGUUUUUAUUGUUAACAACUUUUUUACCAGAGGAUUUUCUCAGAUUUAUAAGUGUAGCAUUUAUUAUGAAAGGUGUGGGAAGGUACUUUUUCGAUUUUCUCAUCAAAUUUUAAAAACAAUAAAAAGCGAGAAAUUAUAAGAAAUGUAGGUAUUUAGUUAAAUUAUACUACGACCUUCUUAUUUUUUGUGUACAACAAAACCAGCAAUUUUGUUCCAAUUUAUAAGGAUAGCAGUGUUUCUAAAAGUAAAUUUCACUAGGGAGAUACUUUAAAGAAGUCAUUUUUUGAUUUUCUCGGAAGUUUUCCGAGAAAAUGUGUAAAACUAGAUAUUUUAAUUUUACGAGUUAUUUUUACAUUAUUAUUUUUUGGUAGGUAGUCUAAGGAUUAAACUAUUUAACUAUUAUGUAAUACAUCCAAGCACAAGCGAAUAUUAUGAGUAUUAGGCAUAUAUAAUUAUUUUACCAUAAAAUGACAAAUAUGGAUGGCGUUCGUGAAAAAGGGUGUAAGUCAAAUUUCACAACUUUUCAGGAGACGAAAAAAAUGAUUAAUUGUUGUUUUUUUACAAGAAUGAUAAAUACAAUUAAUUAGUCGAGACUGCAAAUCAAAAACAUAGGUAACAAUUCGGCAGGGAAAAUGGGAAAUUAAAAAGUAGGUCUUUCUAAAUAUUGCAUUGUACAGCUGCAAUAAUGAGGAAAAUCGUCGCGAAGAUUUUCGAGACGUCACGUUUUAUCUAAAUUCCACUACUCAAAAUCGCGUGUGCACAAUUUGUGUUAUUAUUAUUUGAUCUUACCUCAAUACCCAAUAUACUCAAAUAUCGACAAUGUUUAAAAAUUAAUUUAUGUUAAGUUAGUUAAAACAUUUUUUUUUUUUUUUUAGGACCUUAUAUUUUUUUUCUAAACCUAACAUAACCUUUACCAGUAUAGGUAUUAAAUAUAAUAAUAUCACAUAAUACUAAACGAUUUUAUGAUCUAUACUCGACUAUCUAUCUAUACAGUCGAGUAGCAUUAAAAAAAAAAUCUUAAACCUGAUAUGUCUAAUUAUAAUAUUACCAAUGCAUAUCAGCGCAUUGAGAUAUUGUUUAAAUACUUUUUUUUUCUAAUACAGUGUAAUUUUUUAAAAAUAUGUUCUAUGUAGUAUCACAAAUUCAUAUUCACGUUAUAUCACUCGGUUUGUGAAAUAAUUUCUCAAUAAAUUUAAGUUCAUGUACAAUAAUAAUAUUAAUCCAACAAUAUCUAUAUAAUUAAUAAAAAUAGUUCUGAAAAUGCAAUCAUUUCUUUUUAUCAUUUUACGACACGUCGACGAUUUUGAGAGUGUAAUUAUAUACUUAUAACAUGGGUUACCUGAUUUGUUUUUUUAUAUAGACGAUUUCUCAAGCAACGAAGAUAACGAUGGCGACGAAGAAAAUUAUAUUCAAAUUCCUCGGUGUAAAGCACUUUACCAUUAUUCGGCAAAACUCAACGAUGAACUGUGCUUAGAACCAGGCAUGUUGAACACUCAUGUUUUACUUUUUGAUUUUAUUAAUAAUUUUACUCAGGGAACGUUAAUUUUAAGUUUAACAUUCACCUUUUAAAUUCUGAGCACAGCGAGGAAUGUGUUGAUUUUACUAUGAUUUUUUUUUCAUUGUGCCUGUAAACAACUUUUCUACCAAAAACUUUAUAGGCAAUUUCUUGUAGAAUUCUUUUCUUAGUUAUUGAGUUCAGGAUAUUAUGUUUUGUAGGUUUCUACUUGAUAAAUGGAAAAACUUAGCAUCUAGUUAUAUUAUUUUUUAUUGAUUUUUAAGUUACCUUAACAAUAAGAGAGAAAAAGUUAUUUAUAAUAAAAAAAAAUUUUAAAUUGCGUUUGGGUAUGCCAUUAAUAUAAAUGAGAAUUUGGAAAGGUAGGAUACAUAUAAUUAUUAAUAAUUCCUUAUCUCUUAAUGAAAAUUAAUUGUUUUCAUGCCAAUUUUCUAGAAAUUAAAACAGCUAUUACUCAGAAACUAUUGAUCGGUUAUGAAACAUCCGGUACAUUUAAAUUUUUAGAAUAAUAUUUUUUACAAAAUAACUAGGUAUUUAGACAAUUUUGAAAAGUGAAACAAAAAGUUAUUUGUUCCGAUGAGUAAGGGAUCAAAAAAAAAUUAUUUUUCUCUACAUAUUUGCCCCACUGAUCCAAAACCCGAUUGAAAAAAAAACCAACUAUAUAAAACCUUGUAUAUCAUAUCUUUCCUUCAAACUUCCCUACUAAAAUAGUGGUAUAUUUAUUAGCAGUAUUAUCUUUUAAAUAUUAAUUUAUUUUAUUUAAUUGAAAUAUUAAUAGAACUUUUUACUUGAUUAAUUUAUUUUACCGAAUUAAUUUUAAAUGUUAUAAAAAGUUAAUUUUUAUUUUUUUAAUAUUUAGCACAAUAUUAAAUUUACAUUCAUUAGUAUUCAGUUGCACCAAAGUUGUUAUCUAUUAAUGAAUUAAUUUUAACAUAUGUUAAAUUUACGAGUGUUGCUCAAUCGUUGGUUUAUAUUCAGAUUACAAAAUAUUGGUUAACAAAUAAAUAGUUCCACUACCGGCAAUAGAAGUAACACAAAACAUCGAUAACUAAAUUAUCUAUGCAUACAUUUUUACACGACGAUAAAUGUGUCUAUAAUUUAACUCUUGAUAAAAUACAUUUUUAUCAACAGAUAAAAUUUAAAACACAGUUUAUGCAACAGUAUUUAUUUUAACUCCAGAUAAAUGAGUUUAUCUUUGUGUAAAGAUUUAGUACAACCCGUCAUAGGGAUUCGAAUAUGAAUACUACAAUUAAACCAUUUUGAUGAUACAUAUUAAAAAAAAAAAAAAACGACAAACUUUAAAUUAAAGGUCAAUUAUUUUUCCAAAAUCUUUAGACCUCAUAGUAUACGGCCAAUUCCAUUAUGAUUCUAUAUUCAUUCUGUAUGUCACUUCUUGGAUAGCCCCUUUUCAGUCUCUUUACUUCUAAAGUAUAAUUUACCCAAAAAGGUCUUGUUUAAAAUCAAACUAUUAAAGAACACCAAAGCCAAAGUAUCUCAUUACGGCACCUGUUAACAAGUUUCUUGAAAACCUAAACUUUCUCAUCAUCAAUUUCGUUUCCAAUCAAAUUUUAGAUUAACCAAUCAAGAUGCCACAAAAAGAACUGGUGUGGGGGCUGCUUUCUCCAAAAAAAUAAAAAUAAUCUCUAAGGAUGCCGUUACUGGGCGGCUGCCUCUAUCCUACCUUCUUCAAUCCUCUAUAUUUCCUCUCAUUUACUUAUUGUAAUAAACUUAUUACAGAUUGUAAAUAUUUUUUAUGUUAUUAUAAAUAAAUAAAAAAAAAAACUUAAGUUUGACCAUUUUCACUGUAACGACUAACGAGAAUAACAAUAAUUUUACAAAAAAAAACCAGAUUUUCUUUGCACCAUGAGUAUGCAUUUGUCUAUAGCUGGGUAGUUGGGUGGUUGAAUAUUUUAUAAGGUAAUUUAUUUAUAGCUUAUACACUGUAGGCAAUGAUUAAUAAAUGCAAACGAAAUGCAAUUUUGAGCGAAGAAAUAUAAGUAGUAUUUUAAAAAGGAUUUAAGUGACAUUUUUAUUAAUAUAAACAAUUUUUUUAUGAAAAAUAAAAGCACAUAUCUUAGUAAAAACAGGGCUCGAAUUGGGGAAGGGCGCAGGGGAACGAAGUACCUCAACUAAUUUUUCACAAAUGGGAUGCAGUAGCGGAUAUAAAGGGGGUUCCAUAGCGAUCGCCCCUCUUUGGGCCGUGUAUUUUAUGUAAUUCUUAUACUCUACAAUAAUUUAUUGUAAAAUAUAUAUAUAAUUAUUAUAUAUUUCAUAAAAACUACCCCCUUUUGAACCACUUCAGGAUUCGCUACUGGUUAUUAUCUUAAAAACACAGUAUAUAUUUUGUAUUAUUAUCACAAUCAAUUUUCUUUCGGAUUUGAGCAUAAAAUGCUUAUAAAAAAAUUACUAAAUUACGUAAAAUUUUUUUUUUCCACUAAUUUCAAUUUAUCAAACGAAUUUUAAUCAAAUAAAACUAAAUAAAAUCCUAAAAACUCCACAAAUUUUAAUGACUAUAACUGAAAAAUCACCAGGAUGAUUUGAAAAUUAUAUCAUAUCUGGAAAAGCUGUAUUUAAGGGACUAUGACUAUAUAAGUAUUCAGUGAAAUUUCUGACCUCUAAGAUUAUUUUUCAUUGAAUAAACUAAAUAGAAUAAAAUAGAAACAAUAAAUUUAUCAGUAACAAGUUUUCCCGACGUUUUUUCUUAAGGUUUCCUUAUAGUUAAGAAUAUUACAAAGGAAAUCAAAAAAUAACUAUCUUACUUCACCAACGAAACAACAAUUUUUACUAGAGACCAUCAUCUCUAAAGUUGAUGAUUAGAGCAAGAUUUCCGGUGGGGAAUUCGUUCACCCACAGAAAAUAAAAUAAACUCAUCAUAGUAUUAACCAUCAUAUUAAAAUGUAAAAUAAAUAUUAUCUAUUAUAUAAGCAAAGAUUAACCUGCAAUAGGUAGUGGUUGGGUUAUAUUAGGUUAGGUUUGAAAAUUAAAAUGUUACAUUUUCAUAAGAAUAUAUUAUAAUUAAGGCUGUGAAUUUAAUGCACUAAAAAAUCUUAAAAAAUGCAUUUAAAAUUUCAAAAAUAUGCAAAAAAUGACUAAAAUUGUAGUGCAUUUAAAAUUUAAUGCACUUUACAUAACUUUUAAUUAAAUUUUUAUAAUUAUAUUGAUAUUAGUUUAUUAUAUGCCCACAAAUUUAUUUAUUGAAUAAAAAAAAAAAUUAUAUUUUCUUUAAUUCUAUUCGCCUGAAACACUUAUUUAAAAUUUGUUUUUACAUCUUUAUUUUGUUAAAAAAAAAAAUGUUUUCAAAGAUGAUAACUGACGGAAUUUGAUUAAAAGUACCGGAAAAUGAACUAAAAAUAAAAUAUGACCUAAAAAGCAAAAAUGACCUAAAAAAUUAAAAACGUCAACAAAUGCAAAAGAAUGCAAAAUAAAAGUUUCAUAAAUGGAUUUGUUGUUAAUUUUUCAAAAUUAAGUACUUUCAAAGCUACGUUUCUCAAUCAUCAAAAAAAAAAAAUGUACUUUCUUACAAAUUCACAGCUCUAAUUAUAAUAAUACUAAAAAGGAUUUCACAUAGGGCAUUUUUUGAAAAAUUGUAUAUUUCUUAAUUUUUACUGUAAUAUUAAAUUUCGAAAACCCUGUACUUAUAUGGUUUUUACAUUGUGUAUCUAUAUUAUUAUGCUAUUUAUGAAAUAUUUUAGGUGAUGUAAUACAUGUGCACAGUAAAAAAUCGGAUGGCUGGUGGUUAGGAGAGCUGAAUGGAGCCACUGGCGUGUUUCCGGCCACAUAUGUUAUGGAAAUAGACUGA